UCAGUUGUAUUCGAAUUGCAGGCGAAUUGAGACACACACUCAUACAACUCGAAUUUUGUUUGACUCUGCAGCUGUUUGUUAUUUUCUAUUCUAUUUGUUAACGAAGCAAGCAGCUUGUGAGUAAUCUUAAUUCAUGUUAACGGCAAUUAUAACAAAAAACAUAAAAAUUAAUGUAAAUUAUUAAAAUCAAAAAAAUAUAAAUAAAAAAAAUCGAAGCAAGUUUAUACAAGCCAAGAAAGAAAAAAAAAUUCAAGCCCACACAAAUUUUUUAACAGAGGCAAAAAAGAAACUGCCUGUCAAACGAACGUCAGCGGCAACGGCACGACAGCAGCAGCUAGAAAAAUUCGCGAAAAUAAGGAAGUGGUGUGUGUUUGUAAAGUGAGAAUAAAGAAAAAUUGAAGUAGUUUUUGCAAAAGGAAUCUUUGUUAUAUUGAAAAAAAAAAUCCAAAAUUGAAAGAAAGAAUUUUUUUUGUAAAUGAGAGAGGAGGAGGCCAGCGCAAUUGAUAGUUGUUGUCUCCUUAGAAAUGUUGAAAAAAGAAGCCCUGUGAACGAUUAAAAUAAAAAAACACGAAAACUUUAAUUAAUUAUUAGUUCCCGAGUCAUUUUUUGCUUUUGGGCUGAACACAACAACAAAAAGCGACAAACAAGUAUUAUAGCUUGCUAGCCAGCCACCAGCACAAGUAGCAGCAACAGCAGCCGCAGCCACAACUCCCACAAUGGAAUUCAUCACAAUUGGCCAGAGUGUCAAUAUAAAACGAACGGAUGGCCGUGUACAUGCGGCCGUCGUCUCCAAGAUCAAUGAAUCGGGCAAAUCAAUCACAGUCGAAUGGUACGAAAGGGGCGAGACCAAGGGCAAAGAGGUAGAGCUGGAGGCCAUAUUGGCUCUUAAUCCCGAGGUAUUGGAACAGGCCGAACAAGAGGUGGUGCACACAGCCCCCGAACCGAAAAAGAUUGCCACAGCUCCCAUGAACUUGUCCCGCAAUGCCACACAAGGUGCCAUCGGCCAUCGCACUAAUCGAGCCACCAUUAAUUCGUCCAAUAUCCUGUCGUCGGCCUCUGUGGCUGAGCAUGUGGAGAAUAUACCGCCUCAACAACAAAUCCAACCGCCCACAACCGGCAUAGUGCGGUCACGUACCACCAACAAUGCCUCCCGACUAGCCUCGGCCAAUUCGGGCAGUGGUGGUGGUGGCGCUCAAACAACAAACACCUCCAGUAUUGGUAAUAACUCAUCAUAUGGUGGUGGUGGAGCGGGUUCAAAUUCCGUUGCCACUGCCGGCAAUGCACGGCGUUCCUAUGUGGUCAAAGAAGUGGAACGCCUCAAGGAGAAUCGUGAAAAACGACGAGCCCGCCAGGCGGAAAUCAAAGAGGAGAAAAACGCCCUAAUGAACCAAGAUCCCGGCAAUCCAAAUUGGGAAACAGCACAAAUGAUACGAGAAUAUCAAUCGACAUUGGAAUUUAAUCCGCUAAUCGAUGGCGCCGCCGUAGAAGAUCAUCAAAUUACCGUGUGUGUACGUAAACGACCAUUGUCGCGCAAGGAAAUUAAUCGCAAAGAAAUCGAUGUUAUCUCCGUGCCGCGCAAGGACACCCUGAUUGUACACGAGCCGCGCAACAAAGUGGAUUUGACGAAAUUCUUGGAAAAUCACAAAUUUCGUUUCGACUAUGCCUUCGAUGAUCGCUGUGACAAUGCCAUGGUUUACAAAUAUACCGCCAAACCAUUGGUUCAAACCAUAUUCGAAGGUGGCAUGGCCACAUGCUUUGCUUAUGGUCAAACGGGUUCGGGUAAAACACACACCAUGGGUGGUGAAUUCAAUGGCAAGAUACAGGAUUGUAAAAAUGGUAUAUAUGCAAUGGCAGCUAAGGAUGUAUUCAAUUAUCUCAAUGGACCACGGUAUCGUCACUUGAAUUUGGUUGUCUCGGCCAGUUUCUUUGAAAUCUAUAGUGGCAAAGUUUUUGAUUUACUCUCCGAUAAACAAAAACUUCGCGUACUAGAAGAUGGCAAACAGCAGGUCCAAGUUGUUGGUCUCACCGAGAAGGUAGUCGACAGUGUUGAAGAAGUGCUCAAACUAAUUCAGCACGGCAACAAUGCUCGCACCUCCGGCCAGACCUCAGCCAACGCGAACUCAUCCCGUUCGCAUGCAGUAUUCCAAAUAGUUCUACGUCCACCGGGCUCGACAAAAAUCCACGGCAAAUUCUCUUUCAUUGAUUUGGCCGGCAAUGAACGUGGUGCUGACACAUCGUCCGCAAAUCGCCAGACUCGCAUGGAGGGUGCUGAAAUCAAUAAAUCCCUGUUGGCUCUCAAGGAAUGUAUACGUGCUUUGGGCAAACAAUCUGCCCAUCUACCGUUCCGUGUGUCAAAGCUAACCCAAGUACUGCGUGAUUCGUUUAUCGGUGAGAAGAGUAAGACCUGCAUGAUUGCCAUGAUAUCGCCGGGUUUAAGUUCAUGUGAACAUACCCUAAACACAUUGCGCUAUGCGGAUCGUGUCAAAGAGCUGGUGGUUAAGGAGUUGCCCGAUGUGUUGCGUGAAGAGGAUGCCGAACAGCUGAUGUACGAGGAGGAUGAGGAGACCAAUAAUAUACAGCAUGUCCAACAGAAGCCAAUGCGACAUAAUAAUCACACAAAUCACAAUAACAACAAUAACAAUAAGAAUGGUCAAAUGUCGGCAAAUGACUUGGCAUUGUUGCGUUCGUUGAGCGAACAUGAUAUGUCUGAUGAACUAUUGGAUCAACAUGCUGCUAUAUCGGAUUUACAGCAAACCGAAGAAAUGGUGGUCGACCAGCAUCGUGCUAUCAAUGAUUUCCUAUCACAAUUCUUACCAGAAUCCAUGAGACUCUAUAAUCUAACCAAUUAUGUGGACUAUGACCAGGAUUCCUAUUGUAAAGAGGGCGAAGCCUAUUUCACACAAUUAGCCGAGAUGGCAACAAGUUGUCGAGAUCUAAUGGCCGACUUCCGCACAAAAUUGGCCAAAGAAGAGAUGCUGUCGUGUACGGUCAAGCCACCAGGCAAACGUUAAGAAGAAACUGAAAUUAAAAAGUGAAAACUGUCUUGCGCAACAACAUGUGUAUGAGCUGAUUGAUGAUGAUGAUAAUAACGGAGAAGAAGAUCAAAGAAGCAUCAAAAGAUUACAAGAAGAAAUACUCUCUCUCUCUCACUUUAAACAGAAAAGAAAAAAAAAAAGAAAAUGAAAACAAAAACUAUUUUAAAUAUUAAAAAAAAAAGAAACAAAAGCAAGAGAAGAAGAUUAAUGAUAGCAACCAGCCUCUAGUAGUAGUUAUAUAAUUAACUUUAAAUGUCAUAUAUUAUAUACAUUACAAAACCAACAAAAAAACCAGAAAACAUUAAAAAAAUUAACAGUGCCGUUAGAAAAUGCACUUAAAAACAAAAUUUCAAUUAACACAUAACAAUUUUACGUUAAAAACAAACUCAAAUAAGACAAAAUGCAAGAAAACGACGGGACACUUUCACAGAAAAAAAAAAAAACAAGAACAACAACACCCUACAAAACGACUAGCAACAAAAGAAAUGAAAACAGAAUCUUCUUCCCUACCAACGAAACAUAAAGACACUAUAUAAUUCCUUUUUUAUUCCUAACUAAAACUACAACAAUGCCACCCUUCAUUCACCCCCUUCAAACAUUACCAAUAAGGCCCCCUUCUCUUUUUCUAUUUUUUUUUUGUUCUUUACUUACCCCUCAAAUUUACACACAUGAGAUUUGUGAUAAUACCGGAAGAUGAGAACUCGUUAUAUAAAUUCUAUUAAUGAAAUCUUGUUUUGUUUAUGUUCUAUGUUAUAUAAAUUUCAAAUUAAACUAUUUCUAAAAAAACUAAUGUUUUCUUUCACUUCAGCUUCAUUUCCAUUCAAAAGCAAAAAAAAAAAACAACUUCCUAUCUAUUUUUAAUCUCCUCCCUACCACUCACUCUCUAGUUCUUUUUUUAUAAAUAUUUUAAAAUUAAAACAAAACAAAAACAGGACUUUUUGUUUCCUAUAAUAAUUUUUUGUCGCAUCGCAUAUACUUAUAUUUAUUAUUAUUUGUUUAACUUUUUUUAUACUACUUCUAUUUACUACUACUACUAUUACUAGAAAACCGUAAAAAACAACCACAACUACCCAAUAUGUUUAUUACUUAUUCUAAUUUUAAAUGAUAUUAACUAUAAUUAUUUUUAUUUUAUUUUUAAUAUUAUUACAAAAACAACACAAGGAAAUCAAUCAAAACGCUAAACAAAAAAAUCGAAAGCAAACAAAAAAAUAAUCCAUGAAAAAAAUAUUAUAUUCCCCUGCAAAAUUUUAUAAAAAAAACCCCAACAACAACAAGUAUUAUAUAUUCUACAACCGUUGCCGCUUAAGAAAGGAAAUAAGUCAUCAAGGCUGUUUUUCC
Messenger RNA from Musca domestica (house fly), 4373 nucleotides. RefSeq names its product kinesin-like protein Klp10A (gene Klp10A). Lineage: Eukaryota; Metazoa; Arthropoda; Insecta; Diptera; Muscidae. The transcript is spliced from 5 exons. The record is from RefSeq and is a predicted model, not a curated record. Gene Ontology annotation, biological process: microtubule-based movement. Gene Ontology annotation, molecular function: ATP binding; microtubule binding; microtubule motor activity. Bases 717 to 3011 code for a protein of 764 amino acids.